Molecule: messenger RNA, 1933 nt
Organism: Stylophora pistillata
Lineage: Eukaryota; Metazoa; Cnidaria; Anthozoa; Scleractinia; Pocilloporidae
Product: polycomb complex protein BMI-1
Biological process (GO): negative regulation of transcription by RNA polymerase II
Cellular component (GO): PRC1 complex
Molecular function (GO): promoter-specific chromatin binding
Source: RefSeq, a predicted model, not a curated record
AUCUACCUGAAAUCAACUCGAAGCAAUCAAGAAAUUGUCGAGAAAAACACGCCUUUAUAUCAGGGAAGUGGAAGACAUAAUUUCAACGGAAGAUGUUACGUUCUAUGAAGAUCCAAGAUCUAAACUCUCACAUUUUGUGCGUGUUAUGUGGUGGAUACUUAGUGGAUGCCACAACUAUUGUGGAGUGCCUGCAUUCGUUUUGUCGCAGCUGCAUUGUGAAAUAUCUCCAAGCAUCCUAUCACUGUCCUGUUUGUGAUGUUGAAGUCCACAAGACUAAACCUCUGCUAAAUAUCAGGCCUGACCGAACUCUCCAAGAAAUUGUCUUUAAACUUGUUCCCGGUCUCUACCAAGCUGAGCUGAAGCUUAAACAAGAAUUCGAAGAAAAACAACGAGAAGAGAACAAAUCGCCAGAGGAAAAUGAAGCUGCGAAUGAAAUCACGGACAAGAAAGAGAUUAUAAUGGAUGAUCCAGUUUUUAUCACUCUGGAAUACUACAGGCGUAAAAGAAACUGGUCGGAAAAUCAGAUUUUUCCUACUCGUUAUCUACGAUGCCCUUCUGCGAUGACUGUCGAUGUGCUGAAAAAAUUCCUUGUAGUCAAGUUCGCCAUACCUAACACUCAUCAGGUUGAAAUGAUCCGUAGUGAUGAAAUACUAGACGGUCACCUAACCAUCAGAGAAGUUUCCCGAAUGUACGGGCUGUACGCCAAGUCCUUUCUUGAUCUUGAAUAUGCCAUCCUGGAAUUCCCGACAACAGGAGAACCAUCCAUUCCAAGAAAAGUAAAAUUAGACAUCAAUCCAUGGACAAAGAUCAAGAUUAAGAGAAGGAAAAAGAGAAAUAAGAAAUUAAAACAAACGAUGGCAACAGAACUAUUACCAAGAAAUGAAACUGUUACGGAAUCGAAAAGCGAACAACAAAGUUUACAAAACAAUCUCGAUGGACUCUUUUUACAAAAUGGCGAAACACCAUCUUUUCCCGAUACGCCUCCGACUAUUGAUGAAAUACCAGGCUUGAAAAAUAUCAAUUCGCCCGUUUGAAGUCACGUGAGGAGCACGUGAUCACUGCAUGUCUUUGAUCGACAGGUCGGUACGCACGAGGGUACACGUCCCUGCAACCAGUUUCUUGCGACUCAUUUCUCCACUUUAAAUCUUAACACAGGGAUUCCCUUCUCCCCAAACCCUCCUUAAUGUAACGAGUUUUCCAGGCGUUUGGUAAGUGCACCGGUUGCGCAUGCGCCAGCACAGUGAGGCGAAUGUAAGGCGAUGAGAAAGAAAGAGAAGCUAAGAACGGCCCACAGGCAGGAAUUAUAUCAGGAGGACCUUUUUUUGAAAAUCGGUUAACAAGUGUCUUGUCACACUUCUCCUCUGUCCUUCGUUUUAAUCGCUAUAUGUUCGCCGAAACGCCUUGGAAUUUCUGCCGAAACUAUUGUGCCCCAACUAUAUAAACUCGUAACACUGGUAAUAAGUGUUAAACCUAUCAAAAAAUAUUAUUUCGUUCAUUUUGAUCGACUAGCGGCUAGCGCUAGUUUAGGGUUUAAAUCUACACCUGGAUUCGCUUUCUCUUCCAUUAAAGCGUCUAACAGUUUGCGGUAUACUAUCUUAGUGUACAAGGCAAAACUGAAUGAAGUGUAAGCAAGAAGUUGAGACUCUCUGCUCAGCUGUAAAACUGGCCGAAUAAUUUACUCUGACCCUGGGUUGGCUGAAUCGCGGUUAAUCAACCUGGCCCAAAGUGUGAGCGGUUUUUGUGAUCCAGCAAACGAUUAAUGAAAGUCAACGACGGCUGUCGGGCGAAGAUUUAAGCUGAUAUUUUUCGGUGAUUACCGGCCUCUGAUAAAUGGUAGAGUCCUCAUGAAAAAGCUCCAUGAAAAUAAGCGCGAUAACAAUUUGUAAGGAAAGGGCUAUUUUUACAUUUGCUAAUAAAGUUUAAGGAACAUCUA